UCUAUAAAUACAGCAGAACUCAUCAUCCACUUCCUCUGCAACCAACUUCUUGUUUCAUUUGCAUCCCUCUACCCUGCAUUUGCAACUUACUCCUAAAAUGGCACCCCUGAGAUGGCUCUUGAUCUCUGUUGCAUGUUUCCUUUUCAUGCAGAGUCUUGGAAAGUCUGAGACCUGUCCUGAUUGUUUUAUCCAUUCUCGGGCAGGUUAUUACCCAAAUUCUGACCAAAAAGGAACAGAAGUUGGGGAAUGUGGCUUUGGUAAGUUUGGAGCAACACUCAACGGCGGUGACGUUUCGGCUGCAUCAGAACUAUAUCGAGGGGGUGUAGGAUGUGGUGCUUGCUAUCAGGUAAGGUGCACUUACAGUUAUUAUUGCCUGGAUAAAGGAGUAACUGUAGUCAUAACUGACCAUGGAAUCAGUGAUCGAACUGACUUCAUUCUCAGCCAGCGAGCCUUUAGUCAGAUGGCACAGAGCACAGAUGCAGCAGCCUCUCUACUGGCACUUGGAAUUGUUGACAUUGAAUAUAGAAGGGUCUCAUGUAGCUACCCUAACAAAAAUAUUACAUUCAAGAUCGAUGAGAGCAGCAAUAACCCUUAUUAUUUAGCUUUUGAAAUAUUGUACCAGCAAGGAAAGAUGGACAUUACAGCUGUGCAGCUCUGUGAGACACAAAACUUUGUUUGUAAACUCUUGGAUAGGACUCAUGGAGCAGUAUGGACGACCACCUCGCCGCCAAGUGGGCCUUUAUCGAUAAGGAUGCUAUUUAGUGCCAAUGAUGAAGAUCAGACAUGGGUAGUUCCAGUCAACAACAUACCAGGAAAUUGGAAACCUGGAGACACAUAUGACUCAGGAGUACAAGUAAAUGCUUAGCCAAAGAAACUGAAUGUUGUCAUUUUACGGUCAAUAAGUCCUCGGUGUUCUUGUGCUUUAUUUUUUAUUCGGUUCCUAUCCAAUUUUAGUCAGGAGAUGGUGCAAGAAGUUGGAGUUCUACAUGUAGUCAUUCCAUUACUGCUCACUAGUCAAAGUAACCAUGAGAAGAAUUAUAGGUUUGUAGUAAUUCUCUACCAUAGACUAUGGACUAAUUGUAUCCUCCUUCUAUGUUAAAAGAAUUGAUUGCAUAUGAAUAAAUUGGAUGCAAGACA
Molecule: messenger RNA, 1137 nt
Organism: Coffea arabica (coffee)
Lineage: Eukaryota; Viridiplantae; Streptophyta; Magnoliopsida; Gentianales; Rubiaceae
Product: expansin-like B1
Cellular component (GO): extracellular region
Source: RefSeq, a predicted model, not a curated record